This is a messenger RNA of Capronia coronata CBS 617.96, 1206 nucleotides long. RefSeq lists its product as uncharacterized. The transcript is spliced from 2 exons. The record is from RefSeq and is a predicted model, not a curated record. The coding region runs from base 1 to 1206 and encodes 401 amino acids. Gene Ontology annotation, biological process: polyketide metabolic process. Lineage: Eukaryota; Fungi; Ascomycota; Eurotiomycetes; Chaetothyriales; Herpotrichiellaceae.
AUGGUCCGCAUCGAGAUGGGCGGCUUGCCGCGGGUCAACAUCGACACUUCGCGCCCGGGAGACGUCAACAUCGGCGAGAUAAAGCAAGAUAUCCGACGGCGGAUGAAAGGUGGCGGCGGCCGCGCAGUCCAUUUGAGCUGGGACACAGCGAAGCCACGGCUCGUGCUGACCAGCGACACCGACGACUUCGAUCCCACCAUCAUCUCGCAUUUCCAGGAAGAAGGGUUCCAGUUGAGUUACCUCGUCUACUCGGGCAACCGGGCCGACUAUAUGAAUAAUUUGCAGCAUUUGCAAGAUCCACUUGAGUUGGGCGAGAGAUACGCAAUUGUAGCGUACGGUGACGCGGCCGCCCUCGUCCUUGAAGCCUGCAUGAAACCCAUGCCCAAAUUAGUCGCCGUUGUUGCUUACUAUCCGCCAUACAUGCCGCGCACGACGACGAAUUUCCCACCGACGCUCAACGUGUUGUUGCACCUCGCAGGUAACCAGAAAUUCGGCACGCGACACCCGUCCUACCGAUACCCCGGCACAGUGGCCGGCUUCGCAGAACACGAUCUCGACGAAUACGACAAGAUUGGCGCCUCACUGGCAUGGUCACGUACUUUGUCUGUUCUCCGAACAGCAUUCAAUGUGGAGCCAUUCGACAUCGAGGCGGCAUGGGAGGCGCAUCUGCGGCUCGAAUUUGGGGACAAAGAUGCCGACAAGACGAUGAAUACUAUGGCAAGGCACCCGUAUGUGAACCACGCCCCGACCAUGACCGGCGGGGUCGGACGACACGAUUUGCACCGCUUUUACGAGGACUUCUUCUGUCCAGGCCACCCGAAGGACUUGACGAUCCGACUGCUCAGCCGAACCGUUGGCGUGGAUCGCAUUGUGGACGAAAUGUAUGUCAAGUUCACGCACACGACGGAGAUCCCCUGGCUGCUGCCCGGUGUGCCCCCGACAGACAAGAAGGUCGAGGUGGUGGUUGUCAGCGUGGUGGCCUUCCGGGGUGGUAGACUAUAUCAUGAGCAUGUCCAUUGGGAUCAAGCCUCGGUGUUGGUGCAGGUCGGAUUGCUUGAUCCAAAAUAUAUUCCCAAGACGUUCACAACCGCCGAGGAAGGUCGAGAAGAGGAGGUUGACAGACUGCCAGUUGUUGGAAGGGAGGCUGCCAGAAAGGUGCUCGACGAGGACAGUGCACCGAGUAAUGAACUGAUCCCUGACUGGUAA